Vespa mandarinia (Asian giant hornet) is the source of this 742-nucleotide messenger RNA. RefSeq lists its product as uncharacterized. Lineage: Eukaryota; Metazoa; Arthropoda; Insecta; Hymenoptera; Vespidae. The record is from RefSeq and is a predicted model, not a curated record.
CGUUAAGAAAGUAUUAUCGUACUACAUACGUAAUAACAGGUUACAAUAGUGUAGCAAUAUAUCUUUUCAGAAGAAAUUAAGUAACAAUAUGAGAUUUUAUAUUUUUAUUUCUUGUGUCGUUGUCAGUGUACUAUCCGAAAACGGUAAAUGGAUAUGGGAGAAUAACAACAAUGGACAAAGUAGAACUACCAAUAUUGGAAAUGCAAGAUAUCAAAUACACGAGAAUACCGACGAUUUGGAGAACUUCAAUACGGGUGGCCCAUUCGUGGGAUUCAGGCCAGAGAACAUAGGAUCCAGACCACAGCAGCAUUCAGGCUCUUAUGGUCAUGGAAAUAGGCCGUUCGUGACGACUUAUCCGAAUAACAACGGAGUCUUGAUAGGACCUGGUGGACCGACAGGAAUUAUUGGAAGGCCACAUCCACCGAGCGGAUCGAUCAUCGAUUACGACGAUAAUUUAGAUUCUGGACAUGUACCCUUCCAAUAUCUAAAAGGGACGCGUUAUCGCGAAUACGAUACCUGCAAAUGUAGAUACAGUUUUAACUGUCCAUCGGCUGGAUUAAAAUUCGGUGCCUGUGCGAAUGGCAAACGAUAUUGUUGUUUCAACAGUAAAAAAUAUCCAACGUUAGUAUCAGGUGAUCCACGUGACAGACAUUGAUAGUUUAACAUAACCACGUACAUACGUAACGCAUUAAUCUCGAAUUAUUCAUGACGAAAAAAUAAAUGCAACCUUUUACCAUCGCGG